Nymphalis io (European peacock) is the source of this 1415-nucleotide messenger RNA. Its product is annotated as adenylate kinase 8-like. Gene Ontology annotation, biological process: nucleoside triphosphate biosynthetic process. The transcript is spliced from 11 exons. The coding region runs from base 1 to 1383 and encodes 460 amino acids. The record is from RefSeq and is a predicted model, not a curated record. Gene Ontology annotation, molecular function: nucleoside diphosphate kinase activity; ATP binding; AMP kinase activity. Gene Ontology annotation, cellular component: cytoplasm. Lineage: Eukaryota; Metazoa; Arthropoda; Insecta; Lepidoptera; Nymphalidae.
AUGACUGAAACUGAUGCAACCAAACGUCCUUUGGAAAUGCCAGAAACAUUUCUUCCUUAUUUGGAAAAAUACAGGAUAUAUAAGCUUUUUAAGGAUAUGGUACAAGACUUGAUAAUAAAUUUACCAAAAGACCACCUCAAGCACAUGAAGGUGUUCCUCGGUCGUCAUCUGCACAGUUCCAAAGACGUUGAUAGAGUCAUCUUACUUGUAUCGCCAGAGCUUCAUAUCGAUAUGAAAAGAUUGGCAAGAGACAUUAUAAAAGAUCUUGGAUACUUCGUUAUCACACGACGCUGCGUGAUGGAUCGCUACGAAAAGCAUGAUAAGUACGUGCCUGGAUGCAUUUCUCCUGUUCUCUUGUCUGAAGUGACGAAAAUGAUGACUUCAAGGGAUCCUGUUCCGCAGGCAGGGUGGCUUAUGUUUGACCACCCCUGUACAAUACAAGAAGCGCGCUGUUUACAACAAGACGGGAUCCUCCCUACUGUAACUUUGGUCCUCACUCCACCGCCAUCAGCAGCUUCUAAAGCAGUCGACGCUCGCACCCCUGCAAGAUCCUUCUUCCAACAAGACUUUGAAGGGCUAAAGUUGGCUUACAACGCAACACUGAAGGAGGUUUACAUCGAAUCAGAAGAUAGUGCAGAGAAGAUAGUCACGAAAUGUUCGAACGCUAUCAGCGCGGCCACGGCCGGCGCGCAGGGGCCGGGGCGGGGGCUGCACGUGUGGGGCGCGCCGGGCGUGUACCGCGUCGUGCUCAUAGGGCCGCGGGGCUCUGGACGGAAAAUACAAGCAAGCGCAGCCGCUAAGCAUUUCGAUAUUGUUUAUUUGCACUUUGAAGAACUGUUCAAGCAAGCAGAAUUAAGGAACGACGAAAUUGGUGAAAAAUUACGAAAGUUUGGUGUUAGCGUUCGCCUAAGGUCGGAAAUAGUUAAACGCCGUGUAGCUCAAAAGGAUUGUAUUGAACACGGCUGGAUCUUAACCGGAUAUCCUGAAACCGGUGAAGAUUUCGAACAGUUGGACCGAAUGCCCACCCCUCCGAAUCGCAUUAUAUUUCUGAAUACGGACUGGGAUGUGUGUAAGAAACGCACAUUGUCACGGGGAAUGGACUGGUGCACGGGACAGCAGGCACCGCGAGGCUCCGGGCCGAGGGUGUUUGCUCUGCAGCCAGACCUUGAGAAGGUUUUGGAUGCUGAGUUAGACGCUUAUUUUACGGAAAAUCUGGCUGAACUCAGAGCCGCUGCCGGCAUUACAGCUGUUGAAAUAGAUGGCAACAAAUCAAUUGAUCAAGUUCAAGUGAAAAUGCAAGCAGCCAUCAUUUCAGCGCCUACUUUUAACAUUGAAUGUUGCUCACAGCUCCGAAACGUCCGCGCUGACGAGUUAGCUUAUUGAUUUUUUUGGAAAAAAUAAAAUACAUAUCUUCA